Molecule: messenger RNA, 4353 nt
Organism: Jaculus jaculus (lesser Egyptian jerboa)
Lineage: Eukaryota; Metazoa; Chordata; Mammalia; Rodentia; Dipodidae
Gene: Cdkl2
Product: cyclin dependent kinase like 2
Exons: 14
Coding region: 204-1907 (567 amino acids)
Biological process (GO): protein phosphorylation
Cellular component (GO): nucleus
Molecular function (GO): cyclin-dependent protein serine/threonine kinase activity; ATP binding
Source: RefSeq, a predicted model, not a curated record
GUGUGCUGGCGGAGGGCAGAGUCCCGUCGGCCCGCCCGCCCGACGCCUGGGACCACCGCCCUGCUAGGCAGCGCCUCGUAGCUCUGAGGCGACAUGCACGCCACCUCCGGCGCGUUCCCAAGUUUCCGGCCUUAGCCUGGCCUCUUCCCACGGGGAAGGCGUGCAAGAAACAUAGGAAAAAUUUCUAUUGAUUUUAAAUUAAAAUGGAAAAAUAUGAGAACCUAGGAUUGGUUGGAGAAGGGAGUUAUGGAAUGGUGAUGAAGUGUAGGAAUAAAGAUAAUGGAAGAAUUGUGGCCAUCAAGAAGUUCUUAGAAAGCGAUGAUGACAAAAUGGUUAAAAAAAUUGCCAUGCGAGAAAUCAAGUUACUAAAGCAACUGAGGCAUGAAAAUUUGGUGAAUCUGUUGGAAGUGUGUAAGAAAAAGAAGCGCUGGUACUUAGUCUUUGAAUUUGUUGACCACACAGUUCUUGAUGACUUGGAACUCUUUCCAAAUGGACUAGACUAUCAAGUCGUCCAGAAGUACUUAUUUCAGAUUAUUAAUGGAAUUGGAUUUUGUCACAGUCACAAUAUCAUACACCGAGAUAUAAAGCCAGAGAAUAUAUUAGUCUCUCAAUCUGGUGUUGUCAAGUUAUGUGACUUUGGAUUUGCACGGACGUUGGCAGCUCCUGGGGAGGUUUACACAGAUUAUGUGGCCACUCGAUGGUACCGUGCUCCAGAACUUCUGGUUGGGGAUGUCAAGUAUGGCAAGGCUGUUGAUGUGUGGGCCAUUGGCUGUCUGGUAAUUGAAAUGCUCAUGGGGAAACCCCUGUUUCCUGGCGAAUCUGAUAUCGAUCAGCUUCAUCAUAUUAUGACAUGUUUAGGUAAUUUAAUUCCAAGACAUCAAGAGCUAUUUUAUAAAAACCCUGUAUUUGCUGGAGUUCGAUUGCCUGAAGUCAAGGAAAUAGAGCCUCUUGAAAAACGCUAUCCUAAGCUCCCUGAAGUUGUGAUAAAUUUAGCAAAGAAAUGCUUACAUAUUGACCCGGACAAGAGGCCCUUCUGUGCUGACCUCCUGCACCAUGAUUUCUUUCAGAUGGACGGAUUUACUGAGAGGUUUUCUCAGGAACUACAGUUAAAAAUAGAGAAAGAUGCCAGGAAUGUUUCUCUACCUAAAAAAUCCCUGAACAGAAAGAAGGAAAAAGAUGAUACUUUAAGUGAAGAAAGAAGAACACUUGUGGUGCAGGAUACUAAUGCUGAUCCCAAAACUAAGGAUUGUAAAAUGCUAAAAGUAAAAGGGUUAAAAAUUGAUGGAGAAAAAAUUGAAAAAGGCAGCAGAGCUUCAAAUACCAGUUGUCUCCACAGCAGUGGGACAAACCACAUCAAAGGCAUGCCAUCCACCAGCCUCCCAGACUGUAGCAAUGUCAGCAUGGACCACCCAAGGAAUCCAGGCAUGGUGAUCCCCCCACUGACACACAGUCUUUCUGCAGCUGUUCCUGGUAUUAAUUCUGGAGUGGGGACUAUUCCAGGAGCUCAGAGUUACAGAGUGGAUGAAAAAACUAAGAAAUACUGUAUACCUUUUGUUAAACCAAACCAGCCUUCCCCAUCAGGAAUUUAUAAUGUGAAUGUGACCACGUCGGUCUCCAGUGAGAAGAACUUUCUUCAGGCAAAUAAGAAAAGAAAAGAAUAUUCCAAAGCAGAUGUGCAUUUGCCUGAACUGAAUUAUAAUCACCUCCCUGAACUAAGAACUUUAGAAGGCAUAGCUCGGAAUUCUAGGCUAAUAAAGAAAGAGAACAAAUCCGUUUCAGAAUCUCGAAUUCCUUCUCUGGCUGCUAUUGACCUACAUGCUUCCAGCAUUGCAUUAUAUCAGGUAUCAGGAUUGCCUGUGUCAGAGGAUUCGGAGGCUGAUCUGCCUCGGGUGGAGCACCAGUACUGAGAGUCAUCGUAGUUCUGAGCAGGAUGCUGCUCUAAGCACUUGAGAUGAUAUCUUCUUGCAACAGGAGUACUGAUGUCCAAGAAGAGAUUAUUUCCUUCUGAACUACCUGCAUUUUCUAAGAAAGGCUUUUGUAAAAGAAGGAAAGACGGACUUCCAGAUAUUUCAAAGGAAGAUGGAGCAAGUACUUCCUGCCUCCCAACUGUUAUCCCUUCCCAGUCUAUUGAUGAAAGAUAGUGAUAUGGUUCUUGUUACGUGAAUGUGUAUUUGAUAUUAGUAGGUUGUAUAUUUAAGUUCUCUGGGAUUAAACGUGAACAAAAAAAAAAUUAUAAAAGGUCAUGUUAUUUAUGCAUCGAACUUUGUGUUAUCUGUAUAUAGGUUUACAAAGUGAAUAAAAUGUAAAAAGCCAGGAUCUGUAAGAGAAAUGUCUUCUUUAAGUGUAAGAACACAUUGAAAAAGCUUUCUUCUAGGCAUUAAAGUGAUAUGCAACUACUGUCUAUGAUUAGAUCUAUAUCUUUGGUUUCUGUUAUUAUUAUUGAUGUUCAGUCAGUGUGCUAUGGGAAUCUGGUCUCUGACAGUCUUCUAAAAACCAUACUAAUGCAAACCUGGCAGAGAAUUCUUUUAUUUCUAAUGACUCUGGCAUUGGAUAUUUCUGUGCAUUCAUGAGAUUCUGGUGCUGAUGUUCCUGUGUGAGAGAACAUGAUUAGAACAUGAGUGAAGAUGGAACAUUUAAUAGUUCUACCUUGUAGUUAGGUACUGUGCUUCUCACUGAGAAAAGAGGUAUACAAAUACAAGUUGGGAAGCAAGAAGAAGUAAUCCUGGUUACUUUCUCUCUGAGCCAACUACUACUGAAACAUAAGCUGCAGAGGCAUAUGGAGGACUCCACUCUUGCCCACUGGUAGUUUGAGGAUGAUAAUGGAUAGAACCCAGAGAAGUGCCUGCUUCCUCAUUACCUCAAAUACUUAGGCCCUUCUAAAAGCUUUUUACAAAGGUGCAGCAUCAUUUACACACAUUCCACACUUGCUUCCUAGGUCACAGGCCCACAACUUUUUAAAUGGGAGGAGUCUGCCAGUUUGGCUCCAUAUACUCAGUUUCUGGAUUUCCAACCAUGUUCUGCAGUUAUCAUUUGAGAAAAUAGGUUUUAAGUGGACCAAUCAGAAUUUGUGUAAGUUUUUGCCUUAACAAAUUAAUAGCUUGUUCCCCCCCCCCAAAAAAAGCCAUUUACUAGAAUUUAGUCCCAAGAAUUUGACUAGAAUUCUUUAUUACUCUGAGGAGUUUAAUAAUAAAAUCUGACCAUAAAUACCUGGAAUUCAAAAGAGGAGGACAUACAGAAGGAGGCAAAAGAAACAGUCCCACUGUAAAAGAAUAUGGAUAGUGAUUAAAGGUGCGUACCUUUCAUCCCAGCACUGGGAGGCAGGGGAAGGAGGAUCACUAUGAGUUCAAGGCCAGCCUGAGACCACAUAGUGAAUUCCAGGUCAGCCUGGGCUAGAGUGUGACCCUACCUUGAAAAGCAAACAAACAAAAUAUUUUUAUUAAAAAUAUUUCACCUCUGACCAGGGUUUGAUUAGAUUAGCAAGGCAAACAUUUACUAUAACAGCAUUAAUAGGUUUCAUGCUAAAAUGCUGUUAUUUUACUUUGCAAAAUAUUACCAAUAGAUUACAGCAUGGAAAAAUAUCAAUAGUGAAAGACAGGUGGCAGUGAGUUCAUUUCAAUGCCAUUUUUAAAAUUUUUAAUGUUUAUUUUUUAUUUAUUUGAGAGCAACAGACAGAGAAAGGCAGAUAGAUAGAGAAUGGGCACACCAGGGCCUCCAGCCACUGCAAAUGAACACCAGAUGCAUGCGUCACCUUGUGCAUCUGGCUUACAUGGGUCCUGGGGGAUUGAGCCCGAACCAAGGGUCCUUAGGCUUCACAGGCAAGCAUUUAACCACUAAGCCAUCUCUCCAGCCCGCAAUGCCAUGUUUAAUGAAAAGGUCCAUAUGAAAUGUCAGCUUCAGAAACUAUAGGCUCAAUUACCUUAUUAAUAUACUAGCAUGGUUUAUGUCUUUUACCUAUUAAGACACUUUGUGAACAUUAGAAUUAAAGAACUAAAAAUCAUUUGCUUAAGUACAUACUGAGAUGUAGGGAUCAUUUUUAGUUAGAACCUUGGAAGAACUACUAAAAAGAUUUUGCAAAUCAGAACUAAAGGUAUUGAACCAAAAUAAUCUCUCUUUUCAGUGUGUUUAUUUAGUCUGUCUUUGCAAGGAUAUGAUACAGUCACAGCUGAUGAGAACUGUGUGAAUGUACUGGUGGGAAGCAGUGGGCUUGCUGUGUGUGCACUUUAAAAUGAAUAAAUAUUAUCUUGCUAAGGUCAUAGAUGGUUUUAAUUUAGGUUUAUUUAAGUAAGAGAUUACAAAUUAUAUAUAUAUACCACUAUAUGGUAUUUAAUAAAUAAAGUUGAGUUAAUCUAUUAA